Ambispora leptoticha is the source of this 423-nucleotide messenger RNA. Lineage: Eukaryota; Fungi; Glomeromycota; Glomeromycetes; Archaeosporales; Ambisporaceae. The record is from the annotation of a GenBank genome assembly.
AUGAGUUUCUUUGAAAGGAUCUCAAACUGGGUUAGACCUUCCAACUUGUCUUUACUCCAAGGCGGUGUCAACAUUUUGGAGGGUGUUACGUUCUUGGUUACGCCAAGUAAUAUCAUUGAAGGUUUGAAAAUUCCUAUUCCGGGCAGGGAAAAACCUCAAUUGGAAACCCUUUACAAAAUUAUCGGUGUCUACUUGAUCUCUUUGGGCCAUUAUCAUAUCACCGCUGGCAACGCCAGCAAUGAAAAAUUUAUUUCCAGUUCAGUGAUGAACCGCAUGGUAAUCUUUGGUGGUAUCGGUUUACUACGAUAUCUAAACAACGCGCCAUGCGAAGUGUUUUACAUGGCAUUCGCUGAUUCUGUCAUCGCGUUGCUGACUUAUAUGUCGUUGGAAAGUUUCAAGAUUAAAGGAAAUCGCCGUGAUUAA